Messenger RNA from Ipomoea nil (Japanese morning glory), 1050 nucleotides. RefSeq names its product F-box protein At5g07610-like. Lineage: Eukaryota; Viridiplantae; Streptophyta; Magnoliopsida; Solanales; Convolvulaceae. Bases 1 to 1050 code for a protein of 349 amino acids. The transcript is spliced from 3 exons. The record is from RefSeq and is a predicted model, not a curated record.
AUGGACAUAUCCAUGAACACUAGAUGUGAUCGAAUUAUUCUUUUCCGGUACGGUGGUGCAGCUAGAGUUGAAAACUCUGAUAUGUUCUUGCGGCAAAAAAAGUCAAAAGAUACUUGCAAGACUACCCAAAACAGCAGCCGUUGCAUUCCAAGUGGUUUGCAAACGCUGUUUCGAUUGGAAGCCUCCUUUGCUGACUUAAUCUUAUGCUCUCGCCUUACUUUCUUUACCAACAAAAUCAAUUAUUAUGUCUCCAAUCCGCUCACCAGACAAUGGAUUGCUCUCCCUCCAGCUGCCUUUGAGGGCUUUGCGCAGUAUGUCUCAAUUGGGUUUUUAUGUGUGGAGGAUACUGCUCAUCAUAACAAGUUCAUGGUGGUUAGGCUUUGUACGGGUCAUUUUAAUACUGCUUGUAAACCUUGUUCCCAGUUUAAAGCCCAAGUCUUUUCUUCAGAGAACUGGCUAUGGAGGACUUUGGUUGUUUCAUCCCCUCUAACCUUGAAGCACUAUAGAGGGAGAACUCUUCUUGUUGCCUAUAGAGGGAUGUUGCAUUGGCUAAACCGUGAUUGUAUCGUGGUGUAUGAUCCACUUAACACCCCGGAAAGGUUCUCUCGUGUCAUUGGUCUUCCAAAUCAAAUAUUUCCCCUCCCUAUUUACAGAAAUAAUUGCUUUGGAGUAAGCCAAGGUUGUCUUCGUGUAGCGGAAUUUUCAGAUGAAUGGACAAUAGAUCCCAUACUGGAUGUAUGGGAACUGGAGGACUAUGACUCUGGGCGGUGGAUUUUGGUUCACAAGGUUCACCUUAGAAAUCUGAUCCAUAAUGGGGUACUGGAAAGUUUGGAGAGUGAAUUGCGUUGUUUCAAUGUACUAAGUCUCCAUCCUGAAAAUGAGGAUGUUAUUUAUUUACAGUUAUUUAAUGGAGUAGUCCUUCUCAACAUGAAAAGCAGAAUAAUAGAGCGAUUCUACCCAAUAAAUGAGAGGGUGAUGUGUUGUUGGAGGGAUGCCUUUCACCUUGUUGACCAGCCGUGGCCAACGCCAGUAUCGUUAUUGCGUCACUAA